This is a messenger RNA of Cryptomeria japonica (Japanese cedar), 2624 nucleotides long. Its product is annotated as probable inactive purple acid phosphatase 2. Gene Ontology annotation, molecular function: acid phosphatase activity; metal ion binding. NCBI's taxonomy places the organism in Eukaryota, Viridiplantae, Streptophyta, Pinopsida, Cupressales, Cupressaceae. The coding region runs from base 364 to 2262 and encodes 632 amino acids. The transcript has 2 exons. The record is from RefSeq and is a predicted model, not a curated record.
UUAAAAUAUAUAAAUCCGAAAGUAAAGAAUACUCGGCGAAUAUACCUGCAUUUCUAUGACAAAUGUACAAUCCAAUGGGCAAAACCGAAGCAUCCCUUGCAGAGAUUGUAAUCAAGAUGCUCUGAAAAUUUGAAGUUUUCAAUUAAACAGGAUUAAAGCAUACGUAAUUUUAUGGACGCUGUUGUUCAAUUUCGCCACACUUGGAUGUAGUUUAUUCAACAGCCAACUUAAAUGUCAAAACUCCCUCUUUCAAAGUCAUCGAUUGCUUGAUCGAAGUCCCUCCUAUCUUAUGGUGAGUUUGCGUUUUGAUUUAAAGUGAGUCAAUUCGCUGUGCUUAUUUUUAUCAGAGGUCAGUUAUCAGAAAUGGGUUACAUCGGGGAUGCAUUUUUAAUGCUGGUGUCAACAGUAGUGAUGGUGGGUGUGGCUCGUGGUGUAACACUGGAGGCAUUUCCAAGGAUACUGAACGCUUCUGGAGAUAACGUCACUCUGCACUGGGAAGGCAUUUCUUCUCCUUUAGACUUAGACUGGGUGGGUAUUUAUUCUCCUCCCAAUUCUGCAGAUGAUCAUUUCAUAGGUUACAUUUUUCUCUCCUCAUGCCCAAAUUGGAAAAAGGGUUCUUGUUCCAUAAAUCUCCCCCUCAUCAACCUCAGAUCUCCUUAUGAGUUCAAAAUAUUCCAUUGGGACAAAUCCCAGAUUACAAAUACCACUCCAGUGGACUCAGAUCACAAUCCCCUGCCCUCCACUGCCAAUCUACUGGCCAAAAGCCAGGUUGUCACUUUUCAGAAUCUGAAUCAUCCAGCUCAGGUCCACUUGGCAUUUACUUCCAAUGAAGAUGAGAUGCGUGUCAUGUUUAUCACCAAGGAUGAUUUCAAGAGCUAUGUGAAAUAUGGGCUUGAAGAGGAAGGGCUGGAUGAGAUGGCGGAGGCUUUGUCCAUCACUUAUAAGCAGUCUGACAUGUGUGAUGCGCCUGCUAAUACUACCUUGGGAUGGAGGGAUCCGGGUUACAUUCAUGAUGCUGUCAUGCAAGGACUGGAGCCAGGGAGGCGUUAUUUUUAUCAGGUUGGAAGCGAUCAAAGUGGUUGGAGUUUGAUUAAAAGUUUUAUAUCUCGAGACAAAAAUUCAGAUGAAACCAUUGCCUUCCUUUUUGGUGACAUGGGAACGUCAGUUCCGUAUAGAACUUUUCUCUGGACCCAAGAGGAGAGCAAGCUUACGGUCAAAUGGCUAAAACGUGACAUAGAAGAACUUGGAGAUAAGCCUACAUUUAUUUCACAUAUUGGUGAUAUCAGCUAUGCCAGAGGUUAUGAAUGGUUAUGGGAUUCGUUCUUUACUCAGAUUGAGCCUCUUGCAUCCAAGGUUCCAUUUCAUGUUUGUAUAGGAAAUCAUGAGUAUGAUUGGCCAUUACAACCAUGGAAACCUGAAUGGGCAAGUAGACUUUAUGGCACGGAUGGUGGUGGUGAAUGUGGGGUGCCUUACAGCCUGAAGUUUCAUAUGCCCGGUAAUUCUUCCGCUCCCACUGGAACUGCUGCUCCACCCACCAAAAAUCUCUACUAUUCAUUUGACUUGGGAGUUGUACAUUUCUUAUAUAUAUCCACUGAAACAAAUUUUUUACGUGGAAGUGAUCAAUAUGCCUUCAUAGAGCAAGAUUUAAAAAAUGUUGACAGAAGAAAGACUCCCUUCGUAGUUGUUCAAGGUCACCGUCCCAUGUAUACAAGUAACUAUGAACUUAAGGAUGCGCCCCUACGCCAAAAAAUGAUUGAGCACUUAGAACCUCUUCUAGUAGAGUAUAAAGUCAAUCUUGUCUUAUGGGGUCAUGUUCACAAGUAUGAGAGAUUUUGUCCAAUAAAAAACAUGUCAUGUGGAACCCUAGACAAUGGUGCCAAUCUUCCAGUGCACGUUGUGAUUGGAAUGGGAGGGCAAGAUUGGCAACCAAAAUGGGAGCCUAGGCCCGACCAUCCAACAGAUCCAAUCUUCCCGCAACCUGCUAGGUCCGUUUACAGAAGCAGCGAGUUUGGUUAUACAAGACUGUAUGCAACUAGGGAAACGUUGACACUUUCUUACAUUGGUAAUCAUGAUGGACAGGUCCAUGAUGCUCUAGAGAUACAUCUAAAGAAUAGCACAAAAGCUUUCUCAAACUGGAUUUGGUUCCUGAAGGCGAGCUCUUUAUUUCUGCUAGGAACUUUAUGUGGUUUAAUUGUUGGAUAUCUAUUGUACUCCAAAAAGGAAAAAAUUAAAUGGACAGGGCUGAAAACCAAUGAAUUCUGAUGGGAAUCAUGUGACAAAAGCAUAAAAGACGAAAGGAUCUAUACAUCUAUGUCAACUUUAUUUACUUUGGAAACGACAAACUGAAGUAUUUGUAUGCUUGUUAGAAGGAAAAUGCAAGCUAACAUGUCAGGCUGAACCAUUUGUAUCUUGUGAAUGAAGAAUUGGUAAACUUAAGAGUACCUAAGCUGUGUCCAAAGUCUAUUUAUGUGAACCCAUGAACUUCUGAUGCAUCAAAAAGCUCUUGUCAUUAUCUUCUUUGCACGAGUAUGAUGUAAAUAAUUUGUAACUAUAACAACUAUUUUUCACUGAGGGUCUUUAUAUUGAUUUACAUAAGCCAAUUUAUUAUUUUCUUUGAGCUUUUU